Molecule: messenger RNA, 5836 nt
Organism: Sceloporus undulatus (fence lizard)
Lineage: Eukaryota; Metazoa; Chordata; Lepidosauria; Squamata; Phrynosomatidae
Gene: SIPA1L3
Product: signal induced proliferation associated 1 like 3
Biological process (GO): establishment of epithelial cell polarity; epithelial cell morphogenesis; regulation of small GTPase mediated signal transduction
Cellular component (GO): cytoplasm; Golgi apparatus; plasma membrane
Molecular function (GO): GTPase activator activity; protein binding
Source: RefSeq, a predicted model, not a curated record
UCCCUGAGCUUGAGAGACAUAGAGGCAGAGCGCGAAGUAGUCGCUGCUUCCUUCUCCCUCGCGGCCGCUUCCUGUUCUCCUCGCGCUCGCCUUCGCGCCAGAAUGUAAUAGCCGUCUUACUGCCUGGAUCCUCUCCAUUGAACAAUUCAGCAGGUGCGGUGGUAGCAGAGAAGACCAGUUUCUUGGGAUGAAUUACCUUUAAGGUCCCAUCCAGUACUAUGAUUCCAUGAUUUUGGAGCUUUUGCCAGAAGAAUUCCCUGAAGCUGAAAGAUGUCCAAGGAUACAUUGCUGCAGUUAAUGUUUCUGAAGUAACCUAGAGUGAGGACUAAGCCUUCUCCUUCUCCACAUGCUGGUGCUUGAGGAUUAUUACCAACUAUUGCAAUGGCCCCAUGGCAUCCCUUGGUAGGUGAUCCAGAGGCAAGCUCUGGUAGGCUGGUGCCUCACCACUCCACCGCUCCCAGCAACGGCUGAGGCCUGCAUGUCCCAAUGGGGGUGAGCAGCGCCUUCCCACAGGAAGUCAAAAUCAGAACCGCUGUUAGACUAUGACAUCGUAUCGACCAGUCCAUGAGAGUGGCGACGUUGGGGGCUCUGGCCUGAAAGGAGAUUAUUUCUCUCCGGGAUUCUGGGCCCAGAAUGGCUGCUCCAUGCAUGCAGAUGGCCCCACUUCCUCACGUCCCACCACGACAACUCCAGCCAUGCCAAAAAUGGGGGUGCGUGCCAGGAUUGCCGACUGGCCCCCCAAGAGAGAGGGGCUGAAGGAUCCCACCAUCCCAAGUACUUCUAGAGACCUGGAGACCCCCACCUCUGUGCCACGGGGUUUCCAGAAUGGACAGCUUCCAAGUGGAGCAGUGUUCCCCUCGGCGGUCAGAGGCUUCCAGCGCCUGGCCCGAAGAAGGUCCAAGGACACAGAGUUCCAGGAUGGUUGGCCACGGUCUCCUGGGAGGGGGUUUCUGCCGCUACGGAACCGGAGCAGUAGUGAGAUCACACUCAGUGAGUGUGACUUGGAAGAACCUUUUGAGCCUCGGGUGGCCAAACUCUCCAGCGGCUUGCCUCUUUUCCGGGAGUAUGGGAGCACCUCUUCCAUCGAUGUGCAAGGCAUCUCGGAGCAGAGCUUCUAUGAGAUGCUGAAUGAGUUCCGCAGUGGGAAGUCAGCAGCCCAGCAGCAGCCACCACCGCCAGACUCUUUCAGAAGUUCCAGAAACACCAAAGCUGAAUCCAGGAAUGAUCAGGGGUUGUCUAUUCUGGGAGAUGAUUUCCCCCUUCAGCACAAGGAAAAGUCCCGGAAGAAGGGCCCCAAAGGAGAUGUGGCAGGUAGCGAUUCCAUUUUUAGGAAGUUGCGCAGUGUCCGGGGUGAUGGUGAAACAUGCAAGGCCCUUGCGGAUACUGAGGAAGGGGUCCGAUCCUGGCUAUGCCAGAAGAGUUUUGCACACUACGACGUCCAGAGUAUGCUCUUCGACCUCAAUGAAGUGGUGGCCCGACGUGCCUAUGUGGCCCAACGGAGAAACACCACCACUGGCGCAUCAGCUGCAUCGGCAGUGUCCACUGCUGUCUCCCGGGCCUGUGGGUUAACAGGACUGGAGCCGGCCCCUUCCUUCAUCAGCACCGAGGACCUGAACUACAAAGAGAACUUGGAGCAUGACCCUGGGGACAACAAUAGCAAUGAUCUUCUGCUCAGCUGCCCUCAUUUCCGCAAUGAAAUAGGCGGUGAGCAGGAGCACAAUGUCAGUUUCUCUCAAGCCUCAGCCAGCUCUCCAGGCGGUGGAAGCUGCGGGGAAGGCAGCUUUGCUGAGGUCUCUCCAGCCACCUAUUGUACAAACGCCAGCCUUUCUGUGGUGGAAGUCCCAAAGGAACUCCAACGCAACAUCAGCAGGCUGAAGCACUACAGCAUUGAGCACGUAGACUUGGGUGCCCGCUACUACCAGGACUACUUCUGUGGCAAAGAGCAUUCCAACUACUUUGGGGUAGAUGAGAAACUGGGUCCAGUGGCUGUGAGCAUCAGGCGUGAGAAGCUAGAGGAUCACCGGGAGCAUGGGCCUCAGUAUCAGUACAGAAUUAUCUUCCGCACCAGUGAGCUGACAACCCUCCGUGGGUCCAUUCUUGAGGAUGCCACACCCACUACCACUAAGCAUGGCACCAUCCGUGGACUCCCUCUCAAGGAUGCACUGGAGUAUGUGGUUCCCGAGCUGAACAUCCACUGCCUGCGAUUGGCCCUGAACGUACCCAAAGUGACUGAGCAACUACGGAAGCUUGAUGAGCAGGGGCUCUGCCGGAAGCACAAAGUGGGCGUUCUGUAUUGCAAAGCAAACCAGAGCUCGGAGGAAGAGAUGUACAACAACGAGGAGGCUGGGCCUGCUUUUGAGGAGUUCCUGGCACUCCUGGGGGAGAAGGUGUGCCUACGAGGGUUCACCAAGUAUGCUGCCCAGCUGGACACCAAAACUGACUCCACAGGCACCCACUCCCUCUACACCACCUACCAGGGCUACGAGGUCAUGUUCCAUGUCUCGACAAUGCUUCCUUACACCCCCAACAAUAGGCAACAGUUGCUCAGGAAGAGACACAUUGGGAAUGACAUCGUCACCAUCAUCUUCCAGGAGCCAGGGGCCCUACCCUUCACCCCCCAGAACAUCCGCUCCCAUUUCCAGCACGUCUUCAUCAUUGUCCGAGUCCAGAACCCUUGCACAGAGAAUGUUUGCUACAGUGUGGCAGUGACCCGCUCCAAAGAUGUCCCUCCUUUCGGGCCAGCCAUCCCAAGUAGAGCUGCUUUCCGUAAAUCUGAUGUCUUCCGGGAUUUCCUGCUGGCUAAGGUGAUCAAUGCCGAGAACGCAGCCCAUAAGUCUGAUAAGUUCCACACCAUGGCUACUCGCACACGGCAGGAGUACUUAAAGGACCUAGCCGAGAACUCCGUCACCAGCACACCCAUCGACUCCACAGGGAAGUUCAACUUGAUUUCACUGACCUCCAAGAAGAAAGAGAAAACGAAAGCCCGGAUUGGGGCCGAACAGUUCAGCACGGGGGCUAUUGCAUGGAGAGCUCUGGCACAGGACUACAGCCAGGGGGUGGAAAUUGAAGCUGUCUUGGGCAUCUCCAAUGAAUUUGUUGUCCUCUUGGACCUGGGUGCCAAGGAAGUGGUAUUCAACUGUUUUUGUGCAGAUGUCAUUGGCUGGACUCCAGAUACUUUCAGCAUCAAGAUUUUUUAUGGACGAGGGGACCAUAUCUUUGUCCGAGCUUUGGAUAGCAAUCCUGAUGACAUCAAGGAGAUUGUGCAGCGGCUAAAGGUCAUGACCUCAGGCUGUGAGACCAUUGAAAUGACCCUCCGGAGGAAUGGGCUGGGGCAGCUUGGCUUCCAUGUGAAGUUUGAUGGCACAGUGGCAGAGGUGGAAGAUUAUGGCUUUGCUUGGCAGGCGGGGCUGCGCCAGGGCAGCCGGCUCGUGGAGAUCUGCAAGGUGGCCGUAGUCACACUCAGCCAUGACCAGAUGAUUGACUGGCUACGCACUUCGGUGACGGUGAAAGUGGUCAUCAUUCCUCCUCAUGAUGAUGGCACUCCUCGCAGGGGCUGGGCUGAGUCCUUUAAAAUGAGCAUCAUGGAACCCAAGAUGGAACCUGAGAGCUUACCAGUUGGUUACCGGCCUCCAUACCGGAGCAACUCUGCCUGGCAGUGGAGUGGGUCAGUAACUCACGGUUCCUCUCAGUCUUCUAAAUGGACAGAGCACCCAGCUUCAGGCCAAUCCCAGUCUCUCACCAGGACCCCGAAACAGAGUGCCAUGGCUCCUUACAGAGAGUCACAGCCUCUGCAUGGCAAAAGGCCGGUGAGCUUCCCAGAGACCCCCCAUGCUGCAUCAUCCUCCCAGGGUGGAACAGAGCGGACACAAGCAUACCGGCAGCCCUCGAGCAGUUUCUCUGUGCCUGGCUCUUCAGGUGCAACCUACAGCCGGUUCAAGCCCUUGCCAGAAAGCUCCGUUCACAGGUAUGCAGGACCCCAGCGGUCGUUGGUGCCAUUUGAUUCACUCUAUGCUCACGAGGUGACCUCCAACGGAGGGGACUCCUCUUCAUCUGGAGGACUAGCCAGCCAGGAGAGCACCAUGGAGAAGCCCAAGCCUGAACCUCUUUGGCAUGUGCCAGUGCAGCCCAGGAUCUCUGCAGCUUCUGGAAGCAAGCGGGCAAGCCGACAUGAGCUGGCAGGCAAGGAUUCUCCCAACCGGCACUCCAAGGGCGAGGGGCAGUAUUCAAGCAGCCACUCCAGCAGCAACACCCUUUCCAGCAAUGCCUCCAGCAGCCACAGUGACGAGCGCUGGUUUGACACGCCUGAUCCUGUUGAGGCCGAUCCAGACCCCCUGGCCAAAGGGGGCUCCAGCGACAGUGGCAUCGAUGCUACCAGUGCUAAGUCCUCCCAGAGAGAUAAACUGCCCAAGUCCUCACCUCCCUUUGGCUCCACUCACCAUGAGCCCAGCGGCAAGAGGAAAGAACCUCCCAGUGGGCAGAGCUGGAGCUACCGACCGAAGGCCUUUGGGAUGGGGGCCAGUGUGCCUGCCAGAGGAGGCGGUGGCAGCGGCAGCAUUAAUGACCACCUCAAGCAGUCUAGCCACAACAACAGCAGCUCCAGGGCAACUUACCCUGCCCAUGUAUACAAAACACCCACGGGAGAGACAUCUCGGGCCCCACACAUGCCACAAUCCAGCUCCUUCCAGCUCUCUGCCUCUGUGCCCAAGUCCUUUUUCUCCAAGCAGAACAGCAGGAGCAAGCACCUGCCAGCCAGGUGGAAAAAGAACAAUGAAGAUGUCCCCACUAGACCUGUCACCUUCACAGACCCAAAGAAGCAAGUGGACCUGAGCACUAAGAAUGUCUUUGGGCAGCCCCGAUUGCGAGCCUCCCUACGUGACCUCCGCUCCCCACGCAAGACCUACAAAUCUACCAUUGAGGAUGAUUUAAAGAAGCUGAUCAUCAUGGACAGCACUACUGCUGAGCAGGAGAGAGAUUUGUCCCCGCAGAAGACACUCCAGCGGACCCUCUCAGAUGAGAGCUUAUGCAGCGGCCGGCGUGAUGCUACCUAUGCCAACGCCUACUGCUUUGAGCAACCCCUCCCCAGUGAUGUCCUCUUCACCAGCACCUAUCCCUCCAGCACCCUCCCCAUGCGGAAGCAGCAACAGCAGCAAUCUCCCAGCAAUGGAAACCUCUCUGAGAAGAAGUCCACCAUCUCAGCCUCUGAGCUCUCCCUGAACGAUGUGCGGGACAAAUCUUUGCGGCGCAUUGAUCCUGGCCUGAUGCCACUGCCGGACACAGCCACUGGCUUGGAGUGGUCAAGCUUGGUUAGCGCUGCAAAGGCCUACGAAGUGCAAAGAGCUGUUUCCCUCUUCUCCCUCAAUGAUGCUGUGUUGAGCCCUGACGUGCCAUCCGCCCACAGCCCCAUCCUUGGGCACCUGAGCCUGGAGAGGCAGCCAACACCACGCACGACACCCACCAUGAGUGAGGAACCAUCAGUAGAUCUGACUGGCAAAGUCUAUCAGCUGGAGGCCAUGCUGAAACAGCUCCACACCGACUUGCAAAAGGAAAAGCAGGACAAAGUGGUGCUCCAGGCAGAAGUGGCCAACCUCCGGCAAAACAACCAGCGCCUGCAGGAGGAGUCGCAGACGGCCAAUGAGCAGCUACGCAAGUUUGCUGAGAUCUUCUCCAACGCCGUGGAGAAGAAGGAGCUGUGAGCACGCCCCUGCUCCCCCUCCCCAGGGCACACAGGGUGGGGAGGGGUGGGCUGUUGCAGCUGGUUUAGGAAAGGACUGUGGUGGCAGCUGGGUGUGGACUCUUCCCUGGAGCAAACGCACCACUUUCUCUCCUGGAGAAAGGC